Molecule: messenger RNA, 2196 nt
Organism: Necator americanus (New World hookworm)
Lineage: Eukaryota; Metazoa; Nematoda; Chromadorea; Rhabditida; Ancylostomatidae
Exons: 15
Coding region: 1-2196 (731 amino acids)
Molecular function (GO): mRNA binding; protein binding
Source: RefSeq, a predicted model, not a curated record
AUGUCAGAAAAUUCACCGGUGGACACAUUCAAAGCACCUCCUCUUCCCCUGCACAAAAGCCACAAAGUUCCCGUCGAUGACGUCCAUUCUACGAAUUUCGGAGUAGUUGAGGAUAUCACCCGCGAAACUGCUAUGCCUGAAGAAGAGCCCCAUUCACCAGUUGAACGUGCAGUUGUUGAAGCGAAGAUCUCAAUAACUCAUCCUGCACUGCACUACACGGCUCCACCAUGGGCCUCUGUGCCGGACCCUGGACAAGGAUACAAGCUGGAGGUAGUCAAGAAUGGUGCAGUUGUGGACACAAUUGAUCUGGAUGUAAGAAAACAUGAAACUUUUGUUGUUAUCGGUCGACUACCUAAUUGCGAUGUUGUGCUUGAUCAUCCAUCGAUUUCUCGUUACCAUUGUGUACUGCAAUAUGGUGAAGACCCAAUGGAUAAGACUGGAAAGGGUUGGCAUGUGUACGAUAUGGGUAGCACGCACGGGAGCAAAGCUAACAAGAAGAAACUUCCUCCGAAGCAGUACAUGCGUAUCAGAGUCGGUUUUGUGCUGCAGUUUGGAGGCAGUACAAGAGUAUUGUCCCUACUGGGACCUUCCUCCGACUGUGAACCCGAAUGGGAGCUUUCUCCAACUGAAAUGAGAGAGAAGAUGCAUAAAAAAGCACUGGACGCGAAACUCGCGGCGGCGGCAAGGAAAGAGUUUGAAGCAGAAAAAGCCAAAGAGUCUGACUCGUCGGAGGGCAUUGACUGGGGUAUGAACUAUGGCGAGGACGAUGCGCCAGCAGCAGAUAUUGAGUUGGAUCCGCACUUAAUGGAGGAUCGCGAGCAGUAUUAUCAGGCAGAUCCCAAGAAGGCGCUGGCGAAGUUCUUCGAACGUGAAGGUUUUGAUAUGGAAUUUCAAUUGUCAGAGCAAGGGUCUGGACAUACGCAUAAGUGGACAUGUUGUAUAGAGUUACCUAUUGAAGUAAAUGGUGUUGAUCGUGCUGUCAUCGCACAAGCUACGGUAUCUACUUCGAAGAAGGACGCCCAAGUACAGUGUGCGUUGGAAGCUUGUCGAAUCCUUGAUGCCCAUGGAGUUCUGAGACGUUCUACUACUAAAUCUCGAACUAAAAACAAGGAUCUAGAAGCAAAUGAUUUCUAUGAUGAUGACGAUGACGAGUACUUGGAUCGAACCGGUCAAAUUGAGAAGCAGCGGGAGAAGCGCAUGAUGUGGGCUAAGAAUAAAACGGGCGAAAAAGUUGAGAAAAAGAGUACAUACGAAUCAUUAUGCACGGAACUUGAGGAAACACGUUCAGCUAUUACUGAAUUAAAGAAGACUCUUGAGGAUAUGCACAACGCGAAAAUGUCACAAAGCACUGGUGAUUCGUUGGAUGAUUAUUGUAGACAGCUAAAUCAAGGAAUGGAUGUGAAGUCAAAAACCGACAUAUCUAUUCUUCGACAAAAACUGGUCGCGCUCACUCAUGACUCCCAACGUUUGGAGAAACUUGUGAAGAUUGCGAAGCCAGUAGCACUACCAGAACUUAAGGUGGCUGGUACCAACACAUCCGGCGCUGAUAAACAAGCUUUCUUACGUAAGAUGAUGAUGCUCGGAAGGAAGAAGGCAGCUGAUGCGAAGGCUGCUGAAAAAGAAGAAGAAAAAGUAGUGAAAGGUCCCGCACAAAUGCCUUCAACCAGUGAAACUUUUAAGCCCGAAAUAGAAGAGGAUGAGGAGAAUAAUUCGGUAUCUGACGGAAGAGCGACCUGCUCGAGUGCUGCCAACAAUACCGAAUCGACCGAAAGAGCCCCGUCCUCCCCUCCCGUUCAACAAAAAGAACGGAACACCGUUGAUCCCAAAAGUGUAAAAGAAGACGUUCCAGAAACUGUUUCAAAAAACAUCAAUUCUACCCCAAAGACACCAGUAACUUCCUCAGAACCUGUUAAAACUAAAAGGCAAAUUGUUGACGAAAUUGUCCACGGAGAUAAGGACGAGCGGUUAAACUUGUCUAAGCGAUCAAUUUCGGAGGACGGAGAGGACGAAGAUGAGAAAACAACACCGAAGAAGAAACGACGCAUGAGAGUCAGAGCUAGUCGACCCACAGUGAGCACUGAAGAUGAUUAUGGAGAUAGUGUCAAUGAUGAUCGCUACGCGACUUGGCUUCCACCCGAAAAUCAAAGUGGCGAUGGAAAAACUGCUUUGAAUAGCAAAUUUGCUGGAAGAUAUUGA